Molecule: messenger RNA, 1267 nt
Organism: Morus notabilis
Lineage: Eukaryota; Viridiplantae; Streptophyta; Magnoliopsida; Rosales; Moraceae
Product: probable inactive shikimate kinase like 2, chloroplastic
Exons: 8
Coding region: 3-1166 (387 amino acids)
Source: RefSeq, a predicted model, not a curated record
AAAUGGCCAUAACAACAACCGCCACUUCCACUUCUCUCACCUUGUUUUCCCACAACCCAAACACAUCUCCAAAGCUUAAAAACCCAUGGCCAUGGCCUCGGAAGCUCUUUCCUUCCUCAAUAGCCACCUCUACAACAAACCUCUCUCUCUCAUUCGCCGGCAACUACGCCUCCAUUUUCAACAACUCCUCCUCUCGCCUCUCCGCCCACACUCUCUCCACAAAAUCCCCAUUUUCCGCCGGCGACUACGAGUUUUACGAUGGCUCUUCGGAGGUGGAACUGAGGCUUCAACUAGGGGGUCGGGAUAUUCGAAGUUCAAAAGAUAUCUUUGUGGAUGCAAAUGAAACCUCUUUAACGAUCGAAGUACAGCAUUCUGGGUCUCUCAUAACGCUUAUUGACACUAAUUGUCUGUUUGACAGAGUAAAGCCUGCAGAAACAAUAUGGUUUAUAGAUGAUGGUCAACUGGUUGUAAACUUGAAGAAGCAGGAUCCAUAUUUGAAAUGGCCUGACAUUAUGGAGUCUUGGGAUUCCCUUAGAGUGGGAUCUUCACAACUUCUGAAAGGCACUUCAAUCUACAUUAUUGGGGAGUCGACAGAAAUCAACCAGAAGGUGGCUCGGGAACUCGCAGUUGGUAUCGGGUAUACACCAUUAAGUACAAAAGAGUUGCUGGAAAAUUUUGCCAAGCAAACCAUUGAUUCAUGGGUCCUUGCUGAAGGCUCUGAUUCUGUAGCAGAAGCAGAAAGUGCUAUAUUAGAAAGUUUAAGUAGUCAUGUUCGGACUGUAGUUGGAACACUAGGACAGCAUGGAAGUGCUCGAAGGGCUGAUAAAUGGCGACAUCUAUAUGCAGGCUUUACUGUAUGGUUGUCGCAGACUGGAUCUAUAGAUGAAGAUUCAGCGAAAGAGGAAGCAAGGAAACACGUUCAAGAUGGCAGGUUAGCUUACUCGAAGUCAGACGUGGUCAUCAAGUUUCUGGGUUGGGAUGCAGAUCAUGCCCAAAGCCUGGCUCAGGCAUCCUUGAGCGCCCUCAAACAAUUAAUUCUAUCCGACAAGAAACUUCCAGGCAAGAAGAGCCUUUACAUAAGGUUGGGAUGUCGCAGUGACUGGCCGAACAUCAAGCCUCCAGGGUGGGAUCCAUCAGCUGGAGAUGAUGUUGACAUAAGCUCGUGAGCUGGAGAUGAUGCCUUCCAUUGUGAUUGUUUAACCAGGUUGGAAAACAAAUUGGGAAAUCUACAGCACUCUCUAGUUUGUUUUUAUUUCUCAAAUUUUAG